Arachis duranensis is the source of this 2365-nucleotide messenger RNA. RefSeq names its product pentatricopeptide repeat-containing protein At1g11290, chloroplastic-like. The transcript has 2 exons. Lineage: Eukaryota; Viridiplantae; Streptophyta; Magnoliopsida; Fabales; Fabaceae. The record is from RefSeq and is a predicted model, not a curated record. Gene Ontology annotation, biological process: RNA modification. Gene Ontology annotation, molecular function: RNA binding; protein binding. Bases 219 to 2150 code for a protein of 643 amino acids.
AGUAUCAAUUGUUCUAUUCACUAUCCUUCAAAAUUCUCUCUUUUCUUCAUCACGAUCAUCGCAAUGCCAUUAAAUUUCUUCAUAUUCUUCCUCUUUGCUUUCUUCACUCCCGUCACUUGAAAUUCCCAUACCACCAUCAUCUCCUUGCUCCCUUCAGUUCAUGCCAUGAUCUUCCAACUUGGACAAAAUCACAUGCAUAUCCUACUCGUCCCAGUGCAAUGUUGCAUACCAGUGUCCCUGGUGCGUUCAACACAACCUUGGAGCAUCUGGGACCCAACACAAUGGCGUGGAAUUUGGCAAUGAAGUACCAUGUUGACGAGGAAUUGUUCUAUUCAGCUUUUUUAUUAUACAAAAACAUGAGAAAAUUGGGCGUCCCCCAUGACACUUUCACUCUUCCAAUAGUGAACAGAGCCUUAUCUUCGAUGAGGAUUGAUGCUUCUCUUGGAAAAAUGAUCCAUUGUGUAGCAAUUCAAGUGGGUUUGGAUGUGGAUUUAUAUUUCUGCAAUACCAUGAUUGAGGCGUAUGUGAAAUGCGAGUGUGUCGGUUAUGCUUGCAACUUGUUCGACGAAAUGCUGCAGAGAGAUGUGGUUUCUUGGACAUCAAUGAUUGCUGGGUAUAUAUCUGAGGGACAACUUAGUGUGGCCUUUGAUUUGUUCAACAAGAUGAGGAUCGAAUUGGAACCGAAUUCAGUAACGCUUGUUGUGAUCAUGCAAGCAUGUUGUGCUUCGGAGAUAUUAAACGAGGGAGUUCAAAUUCAUGGGUAUGCAUUCAAGAGUGGAUUGCUGAUGGAUUGGUCAGUGAAAAACUUAGUUUUGAGAAUGUAUGCUAGUAGAGUCAGCACGGAGGAAGUAGAACUUCUAUUUAGUGAAGUAGACAGAACAGAUGUGGCUUCUUGGAAUGUCUUGAUCUCAUUUUUCACCUCACAAAGAGACAUGACUAGAGUGCUUCGUUUGUUCAAUGAAAUGCACAGCUUAGAAGUGCGUCCAUGGAACAUCGAGACUUUAACAAUAGUUAUAUCAGCACUUGCAAAGUCUGCAUGUCUUUCCAAGGGUGAGGGUAUGCAUUGCUUAAUCAUAAAAACGGGGGUUUAUGAUGAUAUUUUGCUCACUUCUCUGCUAGAUUUUUAUGCAAAAUGUGGAAGACUGGAAACAUCUGUUCAGCUGUUCAGAGAAAUCCGUUGUAAAAGUAACAUCACUUGGGGUGCUAUGAUGUUAGCUUUCAUUCAAAAUGGUUCUUUUGUAGACGCCAUAUCUUUAUUCCAGCAAAUGCAAGCCAAAGAUCAUGAUAUUGCCCCAGAAAUAUGGAGAAACCUAAUCGAUGCAUAUGCAAACCUGGGAGCUUUGAAAUCGGGUAAAGUCGUCCAUGGCAACCUCAUAAAGGACUUGUUAAAUGGACCUGUAAAAGGUAAUGUUCACCUUGAAACCUCAAUCUUAAACAUGUACUUGAGAGGUGGCAACAUGUCUUCGGCAAAAGCAUGUUUUGAUAGGAUGCCCAUCAAAGAUGUCGUAGCAUGGACAACGAUGAUUGAAGGACUUGGCUCUCAUGGUUUUGGUCUUGAGGCAUUAACAUAUUUCAAUUUAAUGAUGCAGGAACGAGUGCAGCCGAAUCAUGUUACCUUCUUGAGCUUACUUUCUGCUUGCAGCCACUCUGGUCUGGUUACUGAGGGCUGCAAUAUUUAUUAUUCUAUGAAAUGGGGUUUCGGCAUUGAACCCAAUUUGGAUCACCACACUUGCAUGGUGGAUCUUUUAGGUCGAAACGGAAUGCUCAAUGAAGCCUUAGCCAUAAUAUUGAAGAUGAUAGUUUUGCCUGAUAGCAGAAUUUGGGGUGCACUUCUAUCUGCUUCAAGAGUUUAUGGAAACAGAAGAUUUGGAGAAUAUGCAGCAGAAAGGCUUUUGGAGCUAGAACCUCACAAUGCUGGAUAUUAUACUCUGUUGAGUAACAUAAAAGCUAGUGUUGGAAGCUGGAAUGAGGUUGAAGAGAUGAGGAGAAUGAUGAGUGAAAAGGAUCUAAAGAAGAAACCCGGGUGGAGCUGCAUUGAGGUCAAUGGGGUCAUUCAAGGAUUUGUUUCUGGUGAUAUAUCACACACUGAAUCAGAAGAGGUUUAUGAGACACUGGGAAGAUUAAGUAGAGCUAUUCAGGAGUUUGGGUGAGAUGUUUUUAAGCAGUUUAUGAAGGCAUUUAGGUUUUUAGCUAUACCUUUUGGCUUAUAACUAAAUUCAAACCAGUUCAUGUAACCCAUUGGUAACUUGCCUUUCAGGGACAUCCACAAUAAUUCAUUUUGAAGGGCACAUGAUAGGACAAAUAUUAGUAGAAAUUUUAGCUCGUGCCUCAUUGAAAAAGGUCCAUGACUCGCAAUUUUGAAUCU